ACACGGGUACCAGGAACAUGGUUUAUUGGGAACAUGUGUUUAUGGAAACCUACAGGUUCUUGGGAGCUUUGUUUCGUAGAAACAUAUGUACCAGGAAACAUAAACGUAUGUUCUUGGGAACAUAGGCUCAUAGGAACCUAUAGGGAACAUAAGUUCUUGAGAACAUAGGCGUGACUCUGUUUAAAGUAUCUGAAUGUGCAUCAAGAUCUGAGUCAUUAAACAGACAAAAGGUUUCAGGUGGAUUUUGACCCAGGAYCAGCUCAGUCCAGCUGUAGAGUUCUGCUGACAGAUCACCUCAGGUUAUUCCUUCCAUUCAGCUGCUUCUCCAUGUAGAUUCUAUCGUCUCCGCCUCUUAUUCUGCAUGUAAAGUGUUUAAAGUUUGCUCAGCAGGACCACAUGGUGUCACAGUUUCAUGAUGAUGAAGACCAGAAUGAGUUCUUUUUGUUUCUGUUUCAAACCUCUGCUGCAGAGAGAAGCCACCUCGCAAACCUGACCUGAGCUCCCAGCUGGCCAUGAAGUACUUCGAUCCGGACUUCACUCCUCUGACCAAYGCGCUCAGUGAGGACCUGCAGAACUCCUCCAGAUGGAGACACAACAGCUCRGCCUUUACGCAGCUGAGGAAGGAGAUAUCUCAGUACAUCGACAUCCCCAACAACUUCACUCUGACCAGAGACUCGGUGCGAGUCGGACAGCUCAUGCACUUCGACUACUCCAGCCACAAAUACGUCUACUCCAUCGGCGAGAACUUCCGCUCGCUGCUCCCGGAGGCCUCGCCCAUCCUCAACAAGCGCUACAACGUCUGCGCCGUGGUGGGCAACAGCGGCAUCCUGACCGGCUCGCGCUGCGGCGCUCACAUCGAGCGCUACGACUACGUGUUCCGCUGCAACUUCGCUCCGACGGAGAUCUUCAGGAAGGACGUGGGGCGCCGCACCAACAUGACCACCUUCAACCCCAGCAUCCUGGAGAAGUACUACAAUAACUUACUGACCGUUCAGGACAGGAACAACUUCUUCCUGAGCCUGAAGAAACUGGACGGCGCCAUUCUUUGGAUCCCAGCGUUUUUCUUCCACACGUCGGCCACGGUCACCAGAACGCUGGUGGACUUCUUCGUGGAGCAUCGGGGGCAGCUGAAGGUCCAGCUGGCGUGGCCCGGCAACAUCAUGCAGUACAUAAACAACUACUGGAAAACCAAGCGGUUGUCCCCGAAGCGCCUGAGCACGGGCAUCCUGAUGUACACGCUGGCGUCCUCCAUGUGCGACCAGGUGCACCUGUACGGCUUCUGGCCCUUCGGCUGGGACCCCAACACGGGCAAGGARCUGCCGUACCACUACUACGACAGGAAGGGCACCAAGUUCACCACCAAGUGGCAGGAGUCCCACCAGCUGCCGGCCGAGUUCAAACUCCUGUACAAGAUGCACAUGGACGGCCUGCUGAAGCUCACGCUGUCCCACUGCGCAGCAGGGUGAACCUGCGGCCCUCCGUCCGUCCUUCACCUGAGCUUCCARCACAGAACCUGACYGRAGAACACGGAUUUAUGUUAAGCUAAGUGGGCUCCCAAAAACUGCAGGAAUAACAGGCUGAGAAAUUAAUAUAUUUAUUUUAUAUGACUCUGAAUUUAAUUUAUCUGUUUGUUUGUUUGUUUGUUUGUUUGUUUGUUUGUUUGUUUGUUUGUUUGUUUUUUGGGGGGGGUCACGUGCCAACAUCAUGUUGAGGAGCGCACAAAACAACACAUGAACGUAGAAAAGCAGUGAACUUCAUAGAAACAGGUUUAUGGAGGUAAAUYAGUGCCAUAAAGUUUGUUUAAAAAAUAAAGUUUGAAAUUGGAAGAAUAUUUUUGGAACUGAAAUAAAAAGAUUUGAAACAGAGAAAAAAGGUUUAAUACUGCUUGUAUCAUAUAAUUAGAUAAAUAUGGCAUGUUGUUUGUCAUAUAAUUAAUGAUGURUGGCAGGUUGUAUCAUAUAAUAAAAAACUACGGUUUGCCAUUGAUUUAUAUAAUUAACAGUAUAUAGCAGGCUGUCAUGUCAAUUUCAAAAUGUGGCAGGUCAUUGUAUCAAAUAAGUUAUGGCAGGUCAUUGUACCAUAUAAUUAAAUAAUAUGACAGGCCAYUUUAUCAUGUAAUUAAAGAAGUAUGGCACGUCAUUGUAUCAUGUAAUUAAAAACAUGGCAGGCUGUAGUAUUAUUUAACUAAAGAGUUAUGGCAUGCCAUUGUAUCAUAYAAUUAAAACUGUAUAGCAGGCUUCUGUAUUAUAGGAUCAAAAAUCAAACAAUAUAUUUUUACAGUUUCAAA
Austrofundulus limnaeus is the source of this 2287-nucleotide messenger RNA. It is a transcript of the gene st8sia3, whose product is annotated as ST8 alpha-N-acetyl-neuraminide alpha-2,8-sialyltransferase 3. Gene Ontology annotation, molecular function: alpha-N-acetylneuraminate alpha-2,8-sialyltransferase activity. Gene Ontology annotation, biological process: N-glycan processing; oligosaccharide metabolic process. The transcript has 5 exons. The record is from RefSeq and is a predicted model, not a curated record. Bases 513 to 1466 code for a protein of 317 amino acids. Lineage: Eukaryota; Metazoa; Chordata; Actinopteri; Cyprinodontiformes; Rivulidae.